GGAGAUAUAAUUCACAUUAUCUCCCGCCUUCUGGUGAACAGUGACCGAUCUUUCUUUACCAUAAUCCAAGCUUCAAUUGACCAGGACUGUUAUUGACAGUCGCAGCCUCCUCAUCAUGGUAUGUAUACAAUGCGAAAUUUCUCACAACUCCCACAAACUUCAUUGGCAUGCAAUUCUCACAAUCAUCAUGCCAUCCUUUCAUACCGAAUAUGAAAAAAUUGGAUACUAAUUCAUCGAAGGCCCACCGCAUAAUAACCCAAGUCGUCAUAACCGGCUCACGGGUCCUCGGCCGCGCCAUAUCAGAAUCCUGGAAACAAGCCAAGGCCUCCUCAGCAUACCAAAAAGCGCAACAAUCUGGUUCUGCUGGUGGCGGUGCGGCUUUCUCCUCUAACGGUCUUACAUUAGACGAAGCUUGCAAAAUCCUCAAUGUAAAACCACCGAAAGAAGGAAAGAUGGAUAUGGAAGAUGUCAUGUCGCGGUUUAAGAAAUUGUUCGAUACGAAUGACCCGAGCAAGGGGGGGAGUUUUUACCUGCAAAGUAAAGUGCUGAGGGCGAGAGAGAGGUUAGAGCGGGAGGUGAAGGUCAAGGCGGAAGCGCUGGAGAGGGAAGCAGAGCUAAGAGAGGGGUGGAAACCGAAGGUUUUUAAGGACCGGUGAUAAUAGUGGUUGAGGUGCGGGGCUGAUGGGUUACAGGACGGAUAGAUUUGGACGAUUAGACGGUUGAGAAACGAUGUUAUCCCCAUAUAUACCUGAAGUGAUGGACGACGUCGAACGAACCUGAACCAAUCUACCCUGCGGAUGAACGGAUGUGCAAACUCUUCCCUCUUUUGUAUUAAAUACAUAGCAUGGCGUUCCGGGGCGGCAAGAUUAUGUGGGUACCAUGGUCAGCAUUUCUUGCAUGGGUAAGAAGGAUUAUGUAGAGUACUGUAUAAAACAGACAGUUGGAAUCAAUAAUUAUUCCAUAUU
Molecule: messenger RNA, 965 nt
Organism: Sclerotinia trifoliorum
Lineage: Eukaryota; Fungi; Ascomycota; Leotiomycetes; Helotiales; Sclerotiniaceae
Source: the annotation of a GenBank genome assembly